This is a messenger RNA of Phoenix dactylifera (date palm), 795 nucleotides long. The record is from RefSeq and is a predicted model, not a curated record. Lineage: Eukaryota; Viridiplantae; Streptophyta; Magnoliopsida; Arecales; Arecaceae.
AUGGAACACCUCCAGUACCAAGAACAGCAGCCUGUGGAGAGCAACACCAGCAUUGUGGUUGGUGAUAGCGUCGGAGGGAAUAAGAGUAGCUUCCUCGGCAGGCAGCCCGGCACAAGGUGGAUCCCCACUGCGGAUCAGAUAAGGAUAUUGAGGGACCUUUACUACAACAUGGGGAUCAGGUCCCCGACCGCCGAGGAGAUCCAGAAGAUCUCCGCGGCACUCCGGAAGUACGGCAAGAUCGAAGGCAAGAAUGUCUUCUACUGGUUCCAGAACCACAAGGCCCGGGAGAGGCACAGGAAAAGGCUCGCUGUGGGCGUUUCCAGCACCGCCAGCCCACCCAGCAACAGCGCCAUCACCACUGUGUCUCCCGGUGCGGAGUGUUGCCUGUCUGGAGCAGGAGAUGGGUCAGGAAUGGAGAGCAGCAUGGGAUGCACGGGAUUAGAGAACACUGAGAUGCCAUGGAUGUACCACUACCCCCCCUCGGAGCACGAAGCAGGAGUUGCGAUGGUGACUCGAGAGAUCGAAACCCUUCCACUCUUUCCCAUCAAACAAGAAGAAGGAGAAGAAGAAGAAAUGGAGCAAGAAGGGGAAUUCGUCACUCGCUCUCAUUUGAACAACUUCAACAGCACCACUACCAGCAACAACCAACGCUUUCCUGCUGACCACCACCACGUCUACGGCAACCACCAGCACGGCCGCCACCACCACAAUGGCGGCAGCGGCGGCGCCACCCACCAGGCGACCUCCUUAGAUCUCUCCCUCAACCCCUACUACUAUCCCGCGGGGUCCACGUGA